Messenger RNA from Terrapene triunguis (Three-toed box turtle), 1651 nucleotides. Its product is annotated as 5'-AMP-activated protein kinase subunit beta-2. The record is from RefSeq and is a predicted model, not a curated record. Gene Ontology annotation, cellular component: cytoplasm; nucleus; nucleotide-activated protein kinase complex. Bases 110 to 1024 code for a protein of 304 amino acids. The transcript is spliced from 8 exons. Gene Ontology annotation, biological process: signal transduction. Gene Ontology annotation, molecular function: protein kinase binding. NCBI's taxonomy places the organism in Eukaryota, Metazoa, Chordata, Testudines, Emydidae.
CCCUGGGGGUGUCUGCGGCGGCCGCGGAGCCUGGGGCCGGGCCGGCGCCCCGUUGGCGUUAGCGGGCGGCUGUGAAGCUGCUGUGCCCGGGGUCAGGUGCAGGGCUACCAUGGGAAACACCACCAGUGAUCGAUUGUCUGGGGAACGCCAUGGCUCCAAAUCUCACCGCUCCGAUGGAGCCAGUAGCACCCAUUCCACGAAGGAUCAUCCCCACAAGAUCAUGGUGGGCAGCACUGAUGACCCCAAUGUUUUCAGCACCCUUGACUCCAAGCUUGCUGGGGAGAAGGAGUUUAUGUCAUGGCAGCAUGAUCUGGAAGAGUCAGUAAAGCCUUCACAGCAGGCUCGUCCCACUGUCAUACGCUGGGCUGAUGGAGGCAAGGAGGUCUUCAUCUCUGGGUCCUUCAACAACUGGAGUGCCAAGAUCCCACUCAUCAAAAGCCACAAUGACUUUGUUGCUAUUCUGGACCUGCCCGAGGGUGAGCACCAAUACAAGUUUUUUGUGGAUGGCCAGUGGGUUCAUGACCCUUCCGAGCCUGUGGUCACCAGCCAAAUGGGCACCAUUAACAAUCUGAUUCACGUUAAGAAGUCUGACUUCGAAGUAUUUGAUGCAUUAAAGGUGGAUUCUCUGGAGAGCUCAGAGACUUCGUGUCGAGACCUGUCUAGCUCCCCGCCAGGACUCUAUGGCCAGGAAAUGUAUGUGUAUCGACCGGAGGAGCGCUUCAAAUCUCCACCCAUCCUCCCUCCUCACCUCCUCCAAGUCAUUCUCAACAAGGACACCAACAUCUCUUGUGAUCCAGCUCUUCUACCGGAGCCCAACCAUGUCAUGCUCAACCACCUCUAUGCACUCUCCAUUAAGCCCGUCCCACUGGUCCCAGUUGCCUGUUGGCCCCUGCUCAUCGCAGCCUGCAGGUGCUGUGCUUCGCUGUCACUUCCAUUGAUACCCUGUAGUCCCCACCGCAAAGUGCAGGAUGUGCUGAACAGAGCCAGUCAGAAAAGGUAUUUCCGGAGACUCCAUUUGGGGUGAACCAAUACAGAACGUUUUGGGCAGCUCUCAGGGGAGGGUCUCGUCUGUCCCACCCUCACCGGAGCUUGGGGGGAGGCAGAGCAGCCUGGCGCUCUGCCUUUGCACCCCCUGUGGGAGGUAGGGAGACCUGCCUGUGUUUAGUUAAAUCGGUAACCGAUUUAGCCAGACUCGCUGUGCUGAUCGGCAUUUUCCCAGGACGUGGAGUUUUUGUCGGAAAACUUCGGACAGCUCUAGUGCCAGAUGCUGCGCCCAGAGCACUGCUACCAGACCCUCAUGUCAUCCACAACCAACUUGCAUGGCCAUCAGGAUCUAGCUUGGAAUUUACCUCCGGGGACUUGUCUCUGCUUGUCUUUCUGUGCCGCUCUGAUUCCUCUGCUCCUCUAGCACUGACCUUUCUCUCUGCCUUCCCGCAGUCCAGCCAGCACAAGAGCAGUCUCUGCAACUGCUGGUGCUAGCAACAGCUCCCUGUUCUCUGUCUCAGUGACUCUCCUCGUCUCAGAUCUUGGCUAGGAGCUGUCUCUCCCUCCCUUCCCCUUACUACAUCAGUGUAACUGUCCCAGCACUGUGAAGUAUCCUGGGGCCGUGGUGCAUCUAUGAUCCACACCACUAGCACUCUGCUGUGUUCUC